Notothenia coriiceps (black rockcod) is the source of this 1978-nucleotide messenger RNA. It is a transcript of the gene agmo, whose product is annotated as alkylglycerol monooxygenase. Gene Ontology annotation, biological process: lipid biosynthetic process. Bases 181 to 1518 code for a protein of 445 amino acids. Gene Ontology annotation, molecular function: iron ion binding; glyceryl-ether monooxygenase activity. Gene Ontology annotation, cellular component: endoplasmic reticulum. The transcript has 13 exons. Lineage: Eukaryota; Metazoa; Chordata; Actinopteri; Perciformes; Nototheniidae. The record is from RefSeq and is a predicted model, not a curated record.
UGUGGGAAGUUUGCUGGGGCGCUCUCAAUUGCGCAACUGACUUAGUUAACUUGGAAAAGAGGAAAACAAGGCUGUAAAACGGCGAACACAUCAGAGAAACUAUAUCCAAAGGAACGCUCAAUACCUGCGCAGGUAACAGAGAGUGACACGGGUUAGCGGAGAGCACGGUGCGGUCUGCCAAUGGCUGGAGCUGUGAACCCCGACUCGGUGUCCACGGGGGCCCGGGCAAUGUUUUUCAUGAUCACACCGAAUGAAUCAUCUUUCCAGAAAGUGGAGGAUGUGCCUCAGUAUGUACAACAGGCUACUCCUUUCUUUAUAGGGCUGAUGGUGCUGGAGCUGGUGGUGGGUUUUCUGAAGACAGGAGCCCCAGUGGUCACCCUCAGUGAUGGACUCACCUCUGUAUCUGCUGGAAUGAUCUCCAGAAUCCCACUGUUGUUCAUGAGAGGCUGUGAGCUGACUGCUUACAUGUUCGUGUGGGACCGGUACCGCCUGCUGGAGCUGCCCUGGGACUCAGCCUGGACCUGGUGGAUCGUUUUUCUGGGCGUGGACUUCUGCUACUACUGGGUGCACCGCCUCGCUCACGAGGUGUCCUUCAUUUGGGCUGCUCACCAGGUUCACCACAGUUCAGAGUACUAUAACCUAACCACCGCCCUCAGACAGUCCCUCACCCAGCAGUUCACGUCAUGGAUUUUCUACCUGCCCAUGGCUCUUAUUGCACCCCCCGCGGUCUUCGCCGUCCACAUACAGUUAAACCUUCUCUACCAGUUCUGGAUCCACACUGAGUUGAUCAAAAAUCUUGGACCUCUGGAGUGGGUUUUCAACACACCAACACAUCACAAAGUUCAUCAUGGGAGGAACAGCUACUGCAUUGACAAGAAUUACGGAGGAAUUCUCAUCAUAUGGGACCGAUUAUUUGGUACCUUCACUGCAGAGAAAGAAAAAGUGGUGUUCGGCCUGGUGUCCCCUAUCAACACCUUUGAGAUCCUCUAUGUUCAGUUACACUACUAUUUGUAUUUGGGGAGAAGAUCUACAACUUUCAAGAGUAUCGGCGACAAAUGUUUGACAUUCAUCAACGGCCCGAGUUGGAAACCUGGUAAACCUCGGCUUGGCGACCAUCUCGACAAUCCCAAGUUGACCGGACAGGAAGUGCCUCAUUAUCCCAACUGGUCGCUGCCUUUACAAAUGUAUGUGAUCAUACAUUUCCUGCUGGCGCUAGGGACCUACCAAGAUGUGUUUGACAACAAGAUGACGCUGUCACAGUUUAACAUGCUGGGGAUGACCGGCUACGUUCUGCUCACCAUCACUUCCAUGGGCUUCCUUGUCGAUCAGAGGCCAAGAGCGUCUGUCCUGGAGAUGCUACGCUGCGUCCUCAUGGCGACAAUGCAGAGGUACGGCUAUAUGAAGCCCCUGCUGCCUACACUGGCUGUGACCACACAGGCCUUUGUCUCCCUCUCUCUGCUGUACUGGGCUCUGCGGAGUUUCUCCCAGAUGUUCAGCAUCAGGAAGAAGACCGACUGAGUCAACAUAAGAAGACUCAGACCACAUUUUACAUUUUUAUGUCAAAAUUGACAUUGACAUACAUCCAUACAUGUUUUAAUGACCUUAAAUAUUUGUUGAUGUAGAGUACGAGACGCAGUUACCUCAGCUUUUGCUUGAUUCACUUUAAACGUUUUAUGUAUAACUGUUUAAGGUCUGUUUAUGCUUUAACAUGUAAAGCAGCCAUAAAACAAGACUCUCACAUUUCUCCCUGCUUAUAAAUGUCUUCUGUGCUUUUUUCUCUACACUGUAAUAACAGAGGUGCUGCGGUGAUAAUUAAAGUACUAAUAAAUUAACAUUUUUAUAUAAUACCUUUACUAUGCAACAUAUACCUCAUAAGAAAAUGUUUCUUAUACUUUUGCCUUUUAAUUUUGAUUUGCACAACACUGUACGAUACAUUGUUUCUCAAUUUCUUAUUGCAAUAAAAGAUUUGUAAUCUCCA